AUGGGCUUCAUGACCUUGCUAGCCAGAAAAAUCAACUCUGACAAGAAUCAACCGCAACUACGGGCUCCGACAUAUGAGCGGAAUGUUUCAUCAAAGUCUCCCGUUCGAUAUGUGCGGACCGUGUCUCCCAAUGUCAGCUCGUCAAAUCUCAAUGGCAACCAUGCAGCCUCUAGCCCAGGUUCAAGAGACAUGAGGCCGCGUCAAUAUCCUUCAUCGCCGCUCUCCCAGACAUCGUUCUCCGUGGAUCGUGCAGCACCUGCUUCCGUUGUUUUGGGCUCCCGAAGCGACGAUAGCCCGAGUCGAACGGCCACGCCCAGGACGACUAUUCCAACACAGGCACGCUCACACAGACCGCAGAGCUCGGUCUCCAGCAGCAAACUUGCAAGAUCAGUAAGAACCGACAACAGCCAGAAAGGUCACGUCGAUCUCCUGGAUGCACAGUCCGAGUUCAAGCCGGCCGAUUUCCACACCCGUGUCAAGGCUGCGGGAACAAGGGACUAUGGCGAGGACGUUGCAGACCGCAACAUCGGUGUCAACGGGUGCGAUCUAGACUCCCAGCCGGUGCAGGCCUUUUAUGCAGUCCGGCCGAAGAGUGCGUAUCGUAUUUCCAUGGUCGAUCGGCGCCGCCCUUUCUCUUCUUGGAAUCGCUCGGCCAAGUUCAACGAAAGCGACGAAGACAGUGCCCAUGAGCCACAUAUCACGAAGCGAAGCUCCUUCAACUCAGCACUCUCGUACAAACCCAUAAAUGCUUCGCACCGGGCCGUCCUUGGCCAUGGAAACUCUCCACCUCGGCUGUCUGCUGCGUCUCCGGAAAAGAAUCGCGCCUUGCAACGCCCAUCAUACGCAUCCUCUGGCAGCACGUACAGCACCCCGAGCCUCGCUGAUAUCGAAGCCUCUCUCCAAAGCCAGCGACUACUGAAUGGAAAAGUGAACAGGCGCAGUCGGCCAGCGUCCGCCCGGGACGCAAACGGCCUUGUGUCAGGAUGGGAGAGCGAGCAGGGUGAGGCUGAGGGCGGCCCCAGAUUUGGAGUCAACAACCAGCCAAUUCUCUCGCCACAACCUACGUCGUUUCGACUUUCUGCGUCAUUGGCGAGCUCAGCUUUCACGGCAUCAAACAAGCGCCCGGCAACGGCGCACAACAGCCACUCUGUCCGACGUUCACAGCAGCCAGCCCUUGAGUCUCACAACACCGCGCCAGAUCUGUCCAACCUGCCGCAUCACCUCAAGGAACAGGCGCGGAAUUUCAAGGAGGACUGGCACGAUGACUUGAUCAACCGUGAUUCAGCCCCAUCACCUUUCAUCAAAAGAAGCCGGUCUCCCAGCAUGAACAGAGAAAGUGUUCGCGAGAUAUACUCCCCUGCAAACAGCAACACAACACCUCGGCCACAGUCCCAGUCCGGCGAGCUGGACGACCAAACCCCCCGGACGAACUCGAUCCGCCAUUGGUCCAUGACAUCAACGGCCCCAACAACGUCCAGUUCGAGCUUGGCCACGUACGGGCGCCCGCAGUCGCGCCACACGACGAGCACCUCGAUCGACCUGAGCACUACUGGGCCACCAUCCACCGGCGACGCUGCUGGAAAGGGACAGGGCCAAAACCUCGAUUCGAACCAGAGCCAGCCUCUAGUCGCUCUCCAGUCGCCACUGUUCAACAUUGACGACUACGUCUCGUCUGACGACGACUCGUUCAUUGCCAGCCAGGCCAAACGCAGCGAGGAGGACCUUCUUUUCAGCGGCGGGUAUGGCAAAAUGGGCACCCAGUUGCCUGGUCUCGAGGACGCCUUUGCGGUCCCAGCACCAAUUGCUCUGGUGCGGAGUCCCCGCCUCAUUUCUCUGAAGCAAAAUGAGGACUUCCUCCGUGCAUACGGCGAACCGCAUCAGACGGCCGGCAAGCAUGAUCUGCGGCAAAAGCCGAGCGACGACUCUCUCCACAGCAACCACGGCCAACGCAGGCGCCACUCAUCUGGAGCGUCUGAUACUGGGCUCCGGAAGACCCACUCGCGCGAGGAGUUGAGCCCGGCCGCGAGCCCUGCCAAGCGCGUGGAGACAAAACGUAUGGCUGCAAUCUUGGGCUCGUCUACGACCAACCAUACACACCACGGCAACGGACCUCUCGGAAGCCACAGUCAUAUGUACAACCCUCGCCCAAAUCCCCACCUCGGCCACGGUAACAACGUGGGCGAGCAGGUGAUUGAGGAGGAGCGGUUCGAAAAGGUCGAUGUCGCGACGGCCAUUCGCCUGCGGAAGGAUGCCAAAUCCAAGAAGCGGGCCUCCACGAUAAGCAUAGUCUCGCAGACCGGUGGCCGUGGCCGAGUCAAGGCAAUCAGCAUCGAGAGCCACAAGACGACGGCCAAUGUCCAGGAGGCCAAUGUCAAGGCCGUGCGCCAGAAGGUGGUCCCUGCAACCGCUACCGGGGAGGACUCCGAUGCGGCGCUGGACAUUGCGAACGUUCCGGAGCUUGUCGUGGAUGCCUCGGAUUACCACGAGAACGCCAUCGACUCCGACGACGAGUGA
Sporothrix brasiliensis 5110 is the source of this 2514-nucleotide messenger RNA. RefSeq lists its product as uncharacterized. The transcript is spliced from 3 exons. Bases 1 to 2514 code for a protein of 837 amino acids. Lineage: Eukaryota; Fungi; Ascomycota; Sordariomycetes; Ophiostomatales; Ophiostomataceae. The record is from RefSeq and is a predicted model, not a curated record.